Messenger RNA from Aspergillus saccharolyticus JOP 1030-1, 1359 nucleotides. RefSeq names its product molybdopterin molybdotransferase MoeA. Gene Ontology annotation, cellular component: cytoplasm; cytosol. Gene Ontology annotation, biological process: molybdenum incorporation into molybdenum-molybdopterin complex; Mo-molybdopterin cofactor biosynthetic process. The coding region runs from base 1 to 1359 and encodes 452 amino acids. The transcript has a single exon. NCBI's taxonomy places the organism in Eukaryota, Fungi, Ascomycota, Eurotiomycetes, Eurotiales, Aspergillaceae. Gene Ontology annotation, molecular function: molybdopterin molybdotransferase activity. The record is from RefSeq and is a predicted model, not a curated record.
AUGCCUCUCUCAUAUCUGGAUGCACUGGAGCGAAUUCGCUGUGAGGCCGAACAGGAUGCGAUCGCAUUCCGGUCAGGGUUUGAGAGGCUCUCAAUAGAUAAAGCUGUGAGCCGGAUCUCUCAGGUAACCUAUCGAUGCCAUGAGGCAACGCCCAAAUAUGACACCUCCGCUAUGGAUGGCUACGCACUCAACUCGGCGGCAACCCAAUCGGCGACCCCAGAAACCCCAAUCAUCUUCCGAGUCUGUGGCACUAUAGCAGCGGGAGACGAGCCACUUCGUAUUGACAAUGGAACUGUUUCGGACAUUCCCCCCUGCGUCGAAAUCAUGACAGGUGCUCCCUUUCCCCAAAACGCCGGGGAUCGACAAUUCGAUUGUUGUGUACGCCUCGAGGACGUCACUGCGAUUAGUGUUUCAGGAUACCCAUGUAUCGGAAUCAGAAAACCAGCCACCUUCCAACAAAACAGACGGCUAGCCGGUGGCGACUUCUCCCCAGGUGAUAUUAUUAUUUCUGCAGGGCAGGUGAUUCAGCCCUCGCACAUCAUGGCGCUCGCAUCAGUGGGUAUCAUGGAAGUUCAUGUGACACGAAAAACUGUUGUGGGCGUUUUCUCGACAGGAAAUGAGGUGGAGAGGGUCUGUCGGCGUGGCCAACAUCACAUUGCAGAUGCCAAUGGCCCGUAUAUCAGUGCUAGCCUUCAGGCGCAGGGAUCCGAAGUGGACUUUCUGGGCACUCUGGAAGACAAUAGCGACGCCAUCACGCAUGGGAUCCGCGCAGCUUCGAAUACGAACCGGUACGAUGUUCUGAUUAGUUCCGGAGCAGUAUCCGCGGGCAAAUAUGACUUCGUUCCAUCUGCUUUACAGAAUCUCCACGUUCGUCAAGUCUUCCACAAGAUAGCUAUUCGCCCCGGCCACCCGGUUCUCUUUGCCAAAAUCCCCAUCUCAGCUCGCAAAGCCGUGGAGCGUGGCGUCAGGGGUGAUAGAUAUGAGGUGCCGUUCUUCGGACUUCCAGGGAACCCAGUGGCCAGUGCAGCUUGUUUGCAGUUUCUGGUUGCACCCUAUCUGAAACAUCUGCAGAAGCAGUCACCCGAACCAGUACUAGAGGCAACAAUCUGCCAGUUUGGGGACUCCAAGCCUCCGGACCGUGCGUUGGCGCAACUGCUGUUGAAAGUGCCCAAGGAUCUGGAUGUGUUCCGCCCUGGUGUGACUCAGCGUCGCAUCGCUGAUCACUUAGAAGUAACCCCACUGGAACACAGUUCCUGGAAGGUCAAGCCAUUUCUUGAGGCAAAUUGCUGGAUUCAUGUUCCAGCCGGACAAUCGGACGUUUACCAGGGUGACACGGUCAGUAUCUUGGCCAGUCACUGA